Conger conger (European conger) is the source of this 1913-nucleotide messenger RNA. RefSeq names its product eukaryotic translation initiation factor 3 subunit J-A-like. The coding region runs from base 149 to 889 and encodes 246 amino acids. NCBI's taxonomy places the organism in Eukaryota, Metazoa, Chordata, Actinopteri, Anguilliformes, Congridae. Gene Ontology annotation, molecular function: translation initiation factor activity. The record is from RefSeq and is a predicted model, not a curated record. Gene Ontology annotation, cellular component: eukaryotic translation initiation factor 3 complex; cytoplasm. The transcript is spliced from 8 exons.
UGCCCCACGACUUCCUCUGAGGGAGGCAUAGAACAGCUGACAGUGUGUGCUCUACGAUAACCAAGCUGGAAUCUUCCGGUGUCCCAUCAUUAACGCCAUGGCGCAGUCGCGCUUUCAUUCUGCUUAGUUUCACACACGCACAACCAAGAUGGGGGACGCCGAUUCGUGGGACGCCGACAGCUUUGAGCCGGACGAGCCCAGCAAAAAGGCGGCAGUGCAGGACAAAUGGGAAGGCGAAGACGAGGAGGAGGAUGUGAAGGAUAACUGGGAUGAUGAAGAGGAGGAGGAAGAAAAGACUGAAGUGAAGAAAGCAGAAGUAAAAGUGUCUGAUAAGAAAAAAUUAAGUGAAAAAAUUAAAGAAAAAGAAAUCCUUCAAAGGAAAAAACAAGAGGAGCUGAAAAAGAGGUUAGAUCAGUCGCCAGAGAAGGACGAUAUCACGGCAGAAGAAGAGUUGGCGGAAAAACUGCGAGUGCAGCAGCUGCAGGAGGAGGCUGAUCUGGAGCUGGCGAAAGAUGCGUUUGGCAUUAGUAAUAACGUGACAGGAAUUGAUGCCAUGAGCCCCUCCUCAAAAGAUGACUUCACAGAAUUUGAGAAGUUACUUAAAGAGAAAAUAUCUCCAUAUGAAAAGUCUGUGCAUUACUCCAGCUUCUUGGAAUCUUUGUUUCGGGAUCUCUGCAUUUCAUUGGAAGUGGAGGACUUGAAGAAAAUAAACACUUCACUGACAAUGCUACUUAGUGAAAAACAGAAACAAGAAAAGCAGAACAAAGCAAAGAAGAAGAAGAAGGGUGUGGUUCCAGCUGGUGGUCUGAAAGCAAAAAUGAAAGAUGACCUGGCAGAUUACGGAGAGUUUGAUGGGGGCUAUGUCCAAGACUUUGAGGACUUUAUGUGACGACGGCUACUCUUGGACCACCCCUUUUCCGCUCCCCUUUCCCGCCCUCAACAUGCAGCAUCCCCUCCCCAUACCGUUCGCUACCAUCCUGGAAAGACUGAAAGAUGUUAUUCAUUUAUUUUGCUCAACCUUCAAGUUCAGAAUUACUUUACACAAGAACAUUACCUACAUGGUUUUUUUUGUUUGUUUAGUUUUUCCUCUUGGUCCAAAAAAAUUAACUGCCCAAGUACUUCUGUCCAUCCUCCUUGAAAAUAAACAUAUUAAAGUGACCAAAACUCUUACUUCAAAUUUCUAUUUUAAGAAAGACUGUUGAAGUGGGAAACUCAAUGCCUGAAAUAGUUGGGUAUGCUGAACAGUGGCUGUUGGUUGACUGAGUCAGUUUGACUAAUUUCAGAAAAAAAUGUGGCCUGUGACAAUGUGGCCGAAUAGUAUUACUGUUUGAGAACUGCAGUUUUGUGGGAAUAAAUUUGAUCUUCUAUGCAAAUAAGUUAAUUUGGAAUACAUCUACAUUUAUCUAAUGGGUAUUAAGUACCCGGCAACAGAAUUAAAUAUGAAUAUACCAUAUUAUAAAAUGUGGCUAAAACCCUCAUAUAGCCAUUUUCUGGAAAACGCCCUGUUCCUCAGGCAAUUGCUGUGAUGGUGGGAGGGGGGGGGGGGGGUUUCCUGUUGAAUUUGGAAAAUAUUUCAAUAUUAUUGCGCUUAAAAUGAAUUUAGUUUGUACUUAUGUUUACUACUAAUGCAAGUACGUGGGAUGGGAUUUGUCUUCUCAUAGUUGUCUCAUCAACAUGGCUUUCUGCUGGCUUUUACUAAGCAAGCUGAGGAACUUGGAUACUUGUUGAAUAGACCCAGUAUGUUCAUGUGUGAUAUGCCUGAUAUGAACAGAAAUGGACUAUUUUCCCAUUUCUGUGUCAUUUGGCAAAGGCUGCUAUAUGGAUGUACUAGAAAAUCAGACAUUGGAAAGUACAUAUGAUGACAGCAUCUGCAGUGUUUUAUAAGCAUCUAAUAAAAUCACUGUUCAAAAGCA